GUAUUUCGUUAAAUUAUUUUUUUCGCAGUAACAAAGCCACUUUUGGCUCAAUGACAACAUUAGGUGACAGAAGUUCGUACAGUAUGAACGUAUAGUUAUUACUCGUAUUAAACACGAAGAUGCGUUUGUUUUUAAUUUUCGGUGCGCUACUUUUAUUAUACUGCAAUGAAUGUGAAUCGACACAAACUGUUGUUUUCGUCUACGAUAAAGUAAACGCAACCGAAUAUGACGUCAACCUAUUUACCGGAAAAAUAAAACAAUUUUUCGCCACGUUAUUCCAGACAGAUGGAGAUUUCGAUUAUCAUCUCAAGAUAGUGGUCCCUGACAAAUCUUACAUCCAAGAAGUAUCAAAAUUCAAUUCCACUGGUGCAAAAGUAACUCGAAGAAACGAUACCACAAUCAAAGGCCAAUCCACAUUGAAAACUGUACUUACACAAUUACAAGAAUCUCCUUCGUAUUCAGUCAUCUACGUCAUCACUAAUGUCACCAAACCAAUAAGCAACGACAUCCAACUCGACAGUAUCUUGGAAGAAAUACAGAUUAAAAGAACCCAGGUCAACUUUCUUAUCGAAACGGAGUUCUGUUUGCAAACCGAUUCGCUCCAAGAGUAUGGAUUAAUUAGUUCUGCGAGUGAUGGAUUCGCACAAAUGGGCCCAAAAUUAUUCAAAUAUCACCAGUUUCCAGUAUCGAUAUAUAUGAAGUUGAAUUCUGCACCUCGAAAAGUAUGCUCAUUGGAAAUUAAAACCACAGAUGAAGAUCGUACAUCCUGCAUCAACAUGGAUUCAUUUUUCAUUAAUGCGGUAGUGCAAAAGCUAAUUUUCGGUAGUUUGGAUUCAGACGAGUACGAAAUACAUGCAGUAGACCAUCAUCGAAUCGAGACAGCGACAGGAACUUCCAAGAUAUGCACCGAUACUUAUAAAAAACUUAAUCGAGCAGAGUUGCAAUUUGUUAUUGCAGCGUAUACAGGAGAACAUGAGUUUCACUACGGUUUUUCGACCGAAGACGUCGUCGAAUCCUUAAACGAGACAUUUAAAAGACCAAUCAAAGGUGCUUCAAACAAAAUCUACGUAUCAUCGAGCUACAAGUACAAAAAGGAUCAAUUUCAACAUUUCAAUGUUCUCUUUCUGAAUGGUACUCCUUUUGGGCAAGAUAUUCGUUUACAAGCGGUGAAUGAAACCGAUCUAUUUGUGGGAUCGUUUCAACCACCGAGCGAAGACUAUUUUUAUAUUCAAGUCAUAAGUCACGAUGACUGGGCAACAGUGGCGCGAAUUUCAAAUGCAAUAAGUGCAGCAGUUGGGUUCGGUGGUGAAAACGAUAAAAAUCCAACUUUCGAAUAUAGACCGGAUUUCAAGCCUCGAUCCAAACAAUCGAUUGAUCAAUAUGUUCGUAAUCGAGACCCGAAGCCAUCGUCCUCAGAAAACUACAGCAUAGAUGCAGUCCUACUUCUAUUUGGAUUUCUUGUUGUCGUUUUAGUGAUGGUAGGGGUGCUUCACCUCUGUUUGGUUGGAUUAAAACUGAUUUGUAAAUUUUGUAAGUGGAUAUGGUACUAUAUUCGAGACGAAAAAUCAUUGAAACCAGAAAUCGAAAAAGACAAUCGUCAUCGAGCUAAGCGUGCUAAGCCAUUCGACUAUCACGGUGUGUAACUGCUCAGUGCUCAUGUUUGUACAACUUUUAAAUAAAGGUUUUUAAUUAAUCGAUA
Molecule: messenger RNA, 1699 nt
Organism: Planococcus citri (citrus mealybug)
Lineage: Eukaryota; Metazoa; Arthropoda; Insecta; Hemiptera; Pseudococcidae
Exons: 8
Coding region: 120-1643 (507 amino acids)
Source: RefSeq, a predicted model, not a curated record